Eremothecium cymbalariae DBVPG#7215 is the source of this 792-nucleotide messenger RNA. It is a transcript of the gene SDH2, whose product is annotated as succinate dehydrogenase iron-sulfur protein subunit SDH2. The coding region runs from base 1 to 792 and encodes 263 amino acids. The record is from RefSeq and is a predicted model, not a curated record. Gene Ontology annotation, cellular component: mitochondrial membrane. Gene Ontology annotation, molecular function: 2 iron, 2 sulfur cluster binding; electron transfer activity. Gene Ontology annotation, biological process: aerobic respiration; tricarboxylic acid cycle; respiratory electron transport chain. NCBI's taxonomy places the organism in Eukaryota, Fungi, Ascomycota, Saccharomycetes, Saccharomycetales, Saccharomycetaceae. The transcript has a single exon.
AUGGUUUUCAGGUCAGGGUUUGGACGUGUGCUAAGUAGAGGUCUUGCCACAGAAGUGGGCGUGGGGGGGUCAGGAUCGGUAGGUCGUUUCAAGACAUUCAAGAUAUACAGAUGGAAUCCGGACAAGCCGGCAGAGAAGCCUAGGUUGCAGAGUUAUGAUGUGAAUUUGGAUGAAUGUGGGCCGAUGGUGUUGGAUGCUUUGAUUAAGAUCAAGAAUGAGCAAGAUUCGACGUUAACUUUCCGGAGGUCGUGCAGGGAGGGGAUUUGUGGGUCAUGUGCUAUGAAUAUCAAUGGGAGGAACACUUUGGCGUGUUUGUGCAAGAUUGAUCAGGAUGAGCGGAAGAACUUGAAGGUUUAUCCGUUGCCGCAUAUGUAUGUUGUGAAGGAUUUGGUGCCGGAUUUGACGAAUUUCUACAAGCAGUACAAGUCUGUGCAGCCUUAUUUGCAGCGAACAGCGAAGCCUGCUGAUGGGAAGGAGAAUUUGCAGAGUAUUGACGACCGUAAGAAGUUGGACGGGUUGUACGAGUGUAUUUUGUGUGCGUGCUGUUCUACGGCGUGUCCCUCGUACUGGUGGAAUAAUGAGCAGUACUUAGGACCUGCUGUGUUGAUGCAGGCGUAUCGGUGGAUUAUUGAUUCGAGGGAUGAGGCGACUGCUAAGCGUAAAGAUAUGUUGCAGAACUCGAUGUCCGUGUACAGAUGUCACACAAUUAUGAACUGUACAAAGACGUGUCCAAAGGGUUUGAAUCCUGGGCGUGCUAUUGCUGAGAUUAAGAAGGCUUUAGCGACGUCCUAG